AGAAUUUUUUAUUUAAUACAUUAAAACGAAUACAUAAUUACACAUGAAUCACAACUUUAAUUUAUAGCAAAGACUGUCUCUCUCUCUCUCUCUCUCUCUCUCUCUAAAUGCGUGUGUAUAAUAUGUAUUAUAUAUUCCGGAAAAUGAGUCCGCCAGCAGGUCUCUAAUCCAACCAUGGGAGAAGAGCAGGCAAGACCGCCGGUAGCCUCCUCCGCCAUAGAAACCGCCAACAACUCCGGCACCACAGCCCAUAACCUCCCCGUCACCACCGCUCCCGUCGCCGCCCAUGACCAUAAAAAGAAGCUCACUCUCAUCCCUCUCAUCUUUCUUAUCUACUUUGAGGUCGCCGGCGGCCCGUUCGGAGAGGAGCCCGCAGUGCGCGCCGCCGGCCCCCUCUUUGCGAUCCUUGGAUUCCUAAUUUUCCCUUUCAUCUGGAGCGUUCCGGAGGCUCUCAUCACGGCCGAGCUCUCUACAGCCUUCCCCGGCAACGGCGGGUUCGUCAUCUGGGCCGCCAAAGCCUUCGGCCCCUUCUGGGGCUCCCUCAUGGGCUCCCUCAAAUACCUCAGCGGCGUCAUCAACGUCGCCGCCUUUCCCAUCCUCUGCAUCAACUACCUCGAAAAACUCUUCCCCAUCUUCGCCGGUGGCCUCGCCCGCACCCUCGCCCUUCUCAUCUCCACCCUCGCACUGUCCUUCCUCAACUACACCGGCCUCUCCGUCGUCGGCUACACCUCCGUCUGCCUCGGCAUCGUCUCCCUCUGCCCCUUCAUCCUCAUGUCCCUAAUUGCAAUCCCCAAAUUCCAUAUUCGCAGAUGCCUUAGCACAGGCGAUAAAGGAGUAAAAAAAGAUUGGAAUCUGUUCUUCAAUACUCUUUUCUGGAAUCUCAAUUUCUGGGACAAUGUUAGUACCCUCGCCGGCGAAGUCGAUAAACCCCAGAAAACUUUCCCCAAAGCCCUAUUUGCUUCCGUUAUUCUCACCUGUUUGGCCUAUUUGAUCCCUCUAAUCGCCGUCACCGGCGCACUUUCCCUCACUCAGGACCAGUGGGAAGACGGAUUCUUCGCCGUCGCCGCUGAUAUGAUCUCCGGAAAAUGGCUCAAAGUGUGGAUCGAAAUCGGAGCCGUUCUGUCGGCGAUUGGACUGUUCGAGGCCCAAUUGAGCAGCUGCGUGUACGAGCUCGUGGGCAUGGCGGAUUUCGGGUACUUGCCCCAUUUCUUCGCUUUCAGAUCCAAAUGGUUCGACACUGCAUGGGUGGGGAUUUUGCUGUCCACCGCGCUGACGUUGGCCGUUCUGUACCUGAGCUUCGAAGACGUGGUGGCAUCGGCGAAUUUCCUGUACAGUUUGGGGAUGCUGCUGGAGUUCGCGUCGUUUCUGUGGCUGCGACGGACGCUGCCGGAGUUGAAACGGCCGUUCCGGGUGCCGAUGAAGCUACCGGCGCUGGUGGUGAUGUGCCUGAUCCCGUCAGGGUUUUUGGUGUUCAUAAUGGCGAUCGCAACGAAGGUGGUUUAUCUGGUGAGUGGGGUGAUGACGGCGGCGGGAAUCGGGUGGUACUUUCUGAUGAAGCUGUGCAAGCAGAAGGAGUGGAUGAGAUUCAGCAAUGGCGAAGUUGAAUUUGGCUGACGAAUUGACACUGAAAAUUUGGGUUUAUCUGAAAUUUUGUCGUGGUUAAAUUGUGAUGAAGACAAUUGGAAGAAGAUGAAGAUUAAUCUUCAUAUCCGUGGCUGAAAAUUGAGGGCAGCGGGACACCUUGUUUGGGAGUGAUUGGGAAAUUGGAAAUGACAGAUGCAAUAUUUUAUAUUUCUUUUUUUGACAAUGUUUGAAUAUUUAAUGUAUCAUAGAUUUCACUUAUUCAAUGUUUCUAAUGUCAUAAUUUGAUUGUAGUGUUGUACUUUUGAUCAAGUUGGUGAGAAGUUUAAACUCCUUCAUGAUUAUAUUUCAAUACUAUAAUAUGUUGUGAGAUGAGAAUCAUGGAAA
Malania oleifera is the source of this 1968-nucleotide messenger RNA. Its product is annotated as probable polyamine transporter At3g13620. The transcript has a single exon. The coding region runs from base 175 to 1614 and encodes 479 amino acids. Gene Ontology annotation, cellular component: membrane. Gene Ontology annotation, molecular function: transmembrane transporter activity. NCBI's taxonomy places the organism in Eukaryota, Viridiplantae, Streptophyta, Magnoliopsida, Santalales, Ximeniaceae. Gene Ontology annotation, biological process: transmembrane transport. The record is from RefSeq and is a predicted model, not a curated record.